Messenger RNA from Exaiptasia diaphana, 1332 nucleotides. RefSeq lists its product as uncharacterized. Gene Ontology annotation, biological process: deoxyribonucleotide biosynthetic process. The transcript has a single exon. Lineage: Eukaryota; Metazoa; Cnidaria; Anthozoa; Actiniaria; Aiptasiidae. Gene Ontology annotation, molecular function: ribonucleoside-diphosphate reductase activity, thioredoxin disulfide as acceptor. Gene Ontology annotation, cellular component: cytosol. The coding region runs from base 1 to 1332 and encodes 443 amino acids. The record is from RefSeq and is a predicted model, not a curated record.
AUGGCCUUUGUGCACCACGAAUCCUCUGAAUGUUCAAAAUCAGAAUUGGAUCUGUUUUCUCUACCGCCAACUCAAACGAGUAUCGAAGGGGGUCGUUGGACGGACUAUCAUCCCAUUUCAGUUAUCUCAAACGACGGAGGACCCCUGGAAUUUUUGGUCAGCGGUGUUGCUGCUGGCGAAUACUUGAACCUGUCACAGACGCAACUUUACAUCAAAGCAAAGAUUACGAAUGCCAAUGGUACAGAUAUCGCUGAUGAUGCAAAAGUAACAGGGRUGAACUGCCUCUUCAGUUCCAUGUUUUCUCAAAUUGACGUCAGCGCAAACGGACGGCUUUUGAGCAAUUCCACAAACUUGUAUCCUUAUCGAAGUAUAUUUGAAACACUCUUGAGUUACGGUCCAGCGGCCAAAGAAUCGCAGCUGACUUCGGCGCUUUUCUACAAGGACACUGCAGGUCAGAUGGAUAACACGGAUCCUGCAGCUGCCGACGCUACAGCGAACUUAGGACUGAAAGCCCGCUAUAACCACACAAAAGAAUCCAAAAGCGUCGAAAUGAUAGGUCGGAUACACGAAGACGUUUUCAAUCUGGAACGCAGUUUGAUCAAUGGGGUUGAGUUGAGAAUCAAGUUGACGCGAGCAAAAAACGAAUUCUGCUUGCUUUCGCCAACCACAGGAGCUGCCUUUAAGCUCGUAAUAGAAGAUGCCAUUCUUUUCAUUCGAAAAGAAAAAAUCAGUCCUUCCGUCUUGUUGGCUCAUGCUGAAGCACUGAAAAAAACGACAGCCAAAUAUCCCUUACGUCGUGUGAGCAUGAAAGCGUUUUCAAUCUCCCGUKGAGCUUUGAAUUUUUCGCAAGACAAUUGCUUCAAUGGACGUAUCGCCAAAAGACUGCUCUUGGGAAUGGUGGACAAUGAUGCCUUCUCUGGCAAUUACAAGAAGAAUCCAUUCAAUUUCAAGACCAACAAACUGAGUUUCCUCGCCGUUUAUGCAAAUGGCGAGAGCGUGCCAUGUAAAGCCCUUCAACCCAAGUUUGCAGAAUCAGCUUUCAUCAUGUCCUAUCAAAAUCUAUUCACUGGGACGGGUCUUCAGUAUCACGAUCUGGGAAAUAAUAUAAGUAGAGACGACUUUGAUCAGGGUUAUGCCAUUUUCUGCUUUGACUUGACGCCCGAUCUGAGCAACGCCGGUCAUUUCAAUCUGGUCAAGCAAGGGAACUUGAGGAUUGAACUUCAAUUUUCUGAAACCUUAACACAGAGCAUCAACGUCGUGGUCUUGGCUGAAUUUGAAAACCUGAUCGAAAUUGAUCAAGAAAGAAACGUUUUGUUUGACUACAGUGAUUGA